AUGGGAAGUUACUUUGCUAAAAAUCCAUCUGAAUACGUGAUGUCAAGUGAGUUUGAGACAGAAUCGGAAGAAGAAGAAGAUCUGGAAAUUAAGUUGACUAUUUUGAGAGAUGCUAUGAUCCAUCUCCGUGUCCAAUUUCUUCAUUUUCAAAGUGUCUAUAAACAAUCCGAGGCUGAUUUAAUUGAGAAUGAUGUGAAAGCUCUAAAAAUAAUUGUGAUGGUAGUGCAGAACAGAAUCGAAGAGUUGAAAUCCAUUGCAGUUGAGUAUACAGAACUGAAAAAUAUGGAAGUGGUGAGACAGAAAAUAGAAGAUUUCGAUUAUGUUGUGACGCAAGUUGUGAUGGAGAUAAGGGAGUUUGAGAGAGACAAUUUUUUGAUUGAAAAACUGGAGAAACUAAUUAAUAAACUGAAUCCUUUCGAUGUACCAAAUCUCCAAAAUCUUGACCAAAAAACUCCGAUUCAUCCGAAGGAAAUGAUCAAGUCUGUAAUGAAUAACGACUCCAAAAAGUAUCAAGAGCAGUUGAAAAAGGAGAAAGUUCAGAGUGAAGAAGAAAACGAGAUCCGCCACGACAACUCAAAAAUUUUGAGUGGCCAACGGAAAAUCUACAAAAUAUUCAGGAAACCUGUUGUACUUCUCGUGAACUAUCUGGAAGACAGUUGCACCUUGAAAGCUAUGCAAAUAUUAAAUGAGAAUCAAAUUGAUUACAGUAUUUUUGAUGUUUCGACGGAUGCGGAAGUUCGUUUGAUAGUGAAAUACCUAUCCGAUUGCGAAACAUUUCCUCAACUGUUUGUGAAAGGCAGUUUUGAAAAGCUAGCUGCCAUCGACAGUCUUAUCGAAACACUCCCAAAAUUGUAUGUAAAUUGA
Molecule: messenger RNA, 864 nt
Organism: Caenorhabditis remanei
Lineage: Eukaryota; Metazoa; Nematoda; Chromadorea; Rhabditida; Rhabditidae
Exons: 5
Coding region: 1-864 (287 amino acids)
Source: RefSeq, a predicted model, not a curated record